CCCUUUUCUCUGUUUUUUCCUUUUCAUCAUCUAGCACAUGGCCAACUCCUCUUCCUCACUUCCUUCUGUCCUUUCUUUCAAAACACUCUCUUUCAUUUAAAACUGCAAUCAGUUCCUUUCUCAAUUGCACCCGAUCGAAGAAAAUGGAGAUUUUCCAUCACUCCAAUUCAACCCAUUUCUGUUUCUGUUUCUGGGUUUCUCUUACUUUCUUCUUCUUCUUCCCAUUUUCAUCUGCCCAAUUAUCUCCAUCCGAAACCAGAAUACUUAUCCAAAUCCAACAUAUUCUUGAAUACCCACAACCUCUUCAAUCUUGGUCUAACUCAACCAACUUCUGUAACCUCCCGCCAACCCAAUCUCUUACAAUCCUCUGCUCCGGCAGCCACAUAACCGAAUUAACCAUCAUCGGAAACAAAACCACCACCCAAAAACCCCUUUCAAAUAACUUUUCCAUCUAUUCAUUCUUCACCAUCAUCACAAAGCUCUCCAACUUAAGAUCACUUAAGCUGGUUGGUUUGGGUAUGUGGGGUCCUCUCCCAUCAAUGAUUAGCCGUUUGAAGUCAAUUGAAAUGCUUGAUAUCAGUUCAAAUUUCUUCACCGGAGAGAUCCCGGAUUCCAUUGGGAGUUUGAUCAGUAUAAGAAGACUUGUAUUAAGUGAUAAUUUAUUCAAUGGUAGUGUACCUCAUCUGAAUCAUUUGAAGUUGCUUGAAGAUCUUCAUCUGGGUAAAAAUCAUUUAGGUCCAAACUUUCCAUUGUUGCCGUUCAAUCUUGUUAAUGUAUCAUUGAGGAAUAAUUCUAUUAGAUCAGCCAUACCAAAUGACAUAAAAAACUUCAGUCUUCUCCGAAUGUUUGAUUUAUCAUCAAAUAAGCUUCUUGGAUCAAUACCUUAUUUUUUAUUGUCUCUUCCAUCUAUUCAAAAUCUAAAUCUUGCUGACAAUAGAUUAAGUGGGUCUCUUCCAUUGAACAUGUCUUGCAGUUCUAAUCUUACUUAUCUAGAUAUUUCCAAGAAUCUUUUAAUAGGUAAAUUACCCAUUUGCUUUAGAGAAGGGAAGAACAGAACAGUCUUAAGUUCUUGGAAUUGCUUUUCGGGUGGUGGGUUGAAGAAACAGCAUCCUUAUAGCUAUUGUAAUAAACAAGCAUUAGCAGUUGAGGUUCCAGUUGAGGUAAAGAAAAGGCAGUCCAAUAUUAAAAUUUGGGCAGUCGUUGGAAUUAUUGGUGGUGGUGUUGGGAUAGCUAUUGUUUUUAUGGGACUGGUUGUGUUGAUUCUUAGAGUGUUGAAAAGGAAGAGAGCCAAUCAUGUUACCAAGAGUGACAAUGUUGUAAUUGAGAAAGGACAUGGACAUGUUCCAAGAACAAUGAGGUUAGCAUCACUCUUGCCCCCAUAUAAUGUUUUUACAUUGGAAGAAAUGGAAGAUGCUACAAACAACUUUGAUCCAUCAAAUUUAGUUGGGGAAUUAGGCUUACAAGGACAGAUUUACAAAGGAUGGCUAAGAGAUGGAUCUAGAGUCCUGGUAAGAUGUUUGAAGAUCAAAGAGAAGCUUUCUCCUCAAAGCCUUCAACAACAAAUGGAAGUGAUAUCAAAGCUAAGGCACAGGAAUUUGGUUAGUGUUCUUGGCCAUUGUAUUGCCACCUACCAAAACCAAAACCCUAUUAAUACAGCCACAACAAUCUUCAUAGUCAUGGAAUAUAUGGCAAAUGGGUCCUUGAGAGAUCAUUUAUCAGAGUGGGCAAAAAGGGAUACCCUAAAAUGGCCACAAAGAAUGGGAUUAACAAUGGGAGUAGCCAAAGGAGUUGAGUUCCUGCAUUCUGGAAUUUCGCCUGGAAUAUUUGGUAAUGGUUUGAGGAUCGAAAAUAUCCUCUUGGACGAAACCCUCUCUCCAAAACUAAGUAGCUAUAAGAUCCCAUUAUCAUCAUCAUCUAAACUGCAAACAAGAAACGAAAAUGGUGAAAAAGAGGACAUUUAUCAACUGGGUUCGAUUCUACUACAAUUAAUUACAGGAAAAGUGAUUGAAUCAAAAAGGGAAUUAGAUAUCCUAAAGAUUGAGAUUGAAAGUAGCUUGGUUGAAUCAUCAACAAGAUUGAGAGAAGUGAUAGAUCCAUCCAUAAGAGGAAGUUUUGCAUAUGAAUCAAUUAAGACUGCAGUUGAGAUAUCAUUGAAAUGUGUUUGUGAAGAUGAGAAUGGGAGACCUAAUAUUGAAGAUUUUCUUUGGCAUAUGAAAUAUUCUCUUCAAGUACAACAGGGAUGGACUACUAGUAGUGGAAAUCUCAGUACAAUGAUUAAUUAAUAAUUGUUUUAUUUUUGGUUUUUGGUUUUUGAAAAUACUUUUGUUCUACAACCUGUAAAUCUUUCACUUUCAGUCACUCUUUUUCUUCACAUGGGUUGCCAACUUUCCAUUUUGGUUUCUUUUCCUUUUGAUUUUGUUGUUAUUUCAAUCAAUAAUUUCAUUCACUGUAUAGAAUUGGUUUGGAUUGAGUUUUUAUUUGAAUAAGCUCUUAACUAAGAACUAGUUUGAUCUUUGUUUUUUU
Impatiens glandulifera is the source of this 2523-nucleotide messenger RNA. Its product is annotated as probable LRR receptor-like serine/threonine-protein kinase At1g14390. Bases 144 to 2282 code for a protein of 712 amino acids. NCBI's taxonomy places the organism in Eukaryota, Viridiplantae, Streptophyta, Magnoliopsida, Ericales, Balsaminaceae. Gene Ontology annotation, molecular function: ATP binding; receptor serine/threonine kinase binding; protein kinase activity. Gene Ontology annotation, biological process: protein phosphorylation. The record is from RefSeq and is a predicted model, not a curated record. The transcript is spliced from 6 exons.